UCGUAUCAUUGCAGUUUGCAGGAUUUUUCAGCGAGCUUGAGCAGUGAAUUUGAAGCCUAAUACUCAUGUAACUGUGCUUACCUACUCGUUUCAAUGUAUAAUCAUGUCGGUCGUGCGUAGAUUAUUUUUGAGUGCGCCAUACUACCAGCAAGCAGCAAGACGCUCGUCCACGAGUGUCGAGGCUCGAGUUUGGACGUUGAAGUAUAAAUGCAGAGGGUUGCCCAAACUUUCCGAUUUCGAAUGCAAGUCGGAAAUUCUUCCACCUUGUGAUGAUGGAGACGUCAUAAUCGCCGCGGAGUGGCUGAGCGUGGACCCAUACAUGCGCUACAGGAUCGCCAUGUCUAAGCCCUGUGACGUCAUCGUCGGCAGUCAGGUUGCCAAAGUCAUCGAGAGCCGCAACGCAGACAUCCCUGUAGGGAGUUACGUGUUGGCCUACCCUGGCUGGCGCAGCCACGCACGCGUGUCCAAACAACACACGCACAACCCGUCCACCUUCACCAAACUCCCAGACUUCGGCCCCAUACGACGCUCGGCCGCACUCGGCAUCCUGGGCAUGACUGGCAACACGGCAUACUUUGGCUUCCUGGAGCUGUGCAGCCCCAAGGCGGGGGAGACGGUGGUGGUGAACGCUGCUGCAGGGGCCGUCGGUAGCGCCGUCUGCCAGAUCGCUAAGAUUAAAGGAUGUCGCGUGGUGGCGUUUGCAGGAGGCGCCAGGAAGUGCGACUACGUCAGGUCGCUGGGCGUCGAUGAAGUCCACGACUACAAGAGCGAAGACAUCGGUGCUGUCCUCAAGGCUGCCGCCCCCGACGGCGUCAACUGCUAUUUUGAUAAUGUGGGCGGAGACUUCACUGCUGCGGUGGUUCCACACAUGGCUGAGUACGGCAGAAUAUCGCUCUGUGGGACCAUCUCCACCUACAACAAACAGCGCGGGGAACAAACUGCGCCUCCUCUGGACCCAGGCUGGCUGAUCCCCAAGCAGAUCAGGACUGAAGGAUUCAUCGUGACGCGAUGGGCGCCAAGAUGGAUGGAAGGAAUCGGGCAACUGGCUCAAUGGAUCCAGGAGGGCAAGCUGAAGUACAACGAGACUGUCAUCGAAGGAUUCGACAACAUGCCUGAAGCUUUCAUCGGUCUCUUCAGAGGAGACAACAUCGGCAAAACCGUCGUCCAGUUCUGAAGUCCGGGAAGUUUGUUAGCGUCUGAUGUAUCUUAACGGUUGCUGCCAUUCUCGAAGCCAAUAUCUAUGAAGUGACUACCUCCACAGAUAACCGCAUAAGCUAUCUAAGGCUAAUUACAUAUGCAGACAAACAAUUUUGAAAUUGGGCAUGAAACCCUGCCAAGUCAUCAAAUUUAAAAAAGGACAUUUCUAGCGAAUCGCAUGUUGUUUGGAAGUCUUUCCUGUUGCUUCAUCAGCGAGGAGGAUAUAAUCGACACCAGAACCCAAACGAGUUUAGAUUUCUCAUGUACCGUUUAAACCAUUAAUAUUAAUUGAUAUUCUAGAAGCCAGGCUGAAUUCGAUCGAGUGUUUGACCGGAAAAGUUUUUCAAGUUGAAGGCGUCAUGAACUUCAGGAAUUUUUUAGUUUGGUCCUGUUGAGAACUCGAUCUGAGUGACACCUUUGUCUGCCAUUUAUACGAUUUCAAUAUACUACAUCAUAUUGCUUCGAUGGUGUCUUAAGUAUUUAUUACAUACGAACUUUGUUGUUGUUAGAUUCUCUUUUUUGUUCAUCCAAGAUUGUGCCGGAGUAACCAUUAACACAUGAACUGAUGUAAUACGUAUUUUUGUGAACAUACAAUUUCGAAUAAU
Molecule: messenger RNA, 1802 nt
Organism: Hyalella azteca
Lineage: Eukaryota; Metazoa; Arthropoda; Malacostraca; Amphipoda; Hyalellidae
Product: prostaglandin reductase 1
Exons: 9
Coding region: 104-1174 (356 amino acids)
Biological process (GO): prostaglandin metabolic process
Cellular component (GO): cytoplasm
Molecular function (GO): 2-alkenal reductase [NAD(P)H] activity; 15-oxoprostaglandin 13-reductase [NAD(P)+] activity
Source: RefSeq, a predicted model, not a curated record